CGGGCUGGCGGAGGGCCGUCACGCCGCAGGUGGGCAGACAGACGGACGGACGCCCGGGCUGCAUAGAGGCAGCCACAACGCUUCGUAGACGGGCUUUGUAGCAGUGGCCACUGUGGCGGUGAGGAGCGGGGCUCGGCCGACCGGCGGGAUGAGGGGAAAGGCGGGCGGCCCGGUCCUGCCCUGAGCCAGCACUGAAAUAGAUUACUGACCAGAAAAUGGCCCAGCGAAGCCCAAUCUUCCCAACUCUUGCCCCUUCCGAAAGACGGGUUCGAAACAUACCGCUGCAUAGCCAGGCGUUGACAGCAGUCCCGUUGGCAUCGGCAAGCCUGGUAGAUCAGCUAGAAGACAGAAUCCUAAGCCAUGAGAAAACAACAGCGGCUCUUGUGGAACACGCUUUUCGCAUUAAGGAGGACAUUGUUUCCACUCUGCACAGAAUGCAGAACAAAGGGGGUGGUGACCGGUUGGCUAGGCAGCUCUUGGAAGAACAUAUCCGAAACAUAACGGCAAUAGUGAGGCAGCUUAAUCGGGACAUUGAGAUGCUGCAGGAACAAAUACGUGUCAGAGACAAUCUCAGCUAUGGAACAAAUUCUACCCUGAAGAGUCUGGAAAUGCGGCAGCUUUCUGGUUUAGGAGAUCUUCGAGGAAGAGUUGCAAGGUGUGAUGCUGGGUUAGCCAGACUCUCUGCAGAGCACAAAAUUACAUAUGAAAGACUUCAGAGCCUAAGUAAAGACCAACACACCUCCAAGUUGAUCUUAGAAUCUAAAAUCAAAGAGGCAGAAAUACAGAUUUCCCACCUUCUGAGCAGAUUAGAGCAAUCAAUAAUGCAACAAGAAGCAAAGCUGAAGAUUGCCUAUAAAGAGAGCAACCAACAGCUCCAUCUUCUGGAUAUGAAAUUAAAAAAUGCUAUUGAGGAACUCAACAGUCAGAUUUUGUCUGCACGUAGCUGGUUGGAACAAGAACAUGAAAGGACUGAAAAAGAGCUUGUGCAAAAAAUUGACCAACUCUCAUUGACUUUUAAAGAAAACACUGAAAUGAAUGAAAGAGCUAUAGAGAUGAAAUUCAACCAAAUGGCAGAGAAAAUUGACAAAAUCGAAGAAAUGCAGAAGAUAACUAUGGAAGCACAUGAAGCAAAACAGACUGAAGAAAAAAUAAAUAUUCAUAUUGGCAAACUACAAAACGAGAUAAAUGAAGAUAUAAAAGAAAUGAAAGCUGAAGUUAAUGCUGGAUUUGCAGCUAUCUAUGAGAGCAUUGGGUCUCUGCGACAAGUUCUAGAAGCGAAAAUGAAGCUGGACAAAGAUGAACUACAGAAGCAGAUCCACCAAAUGAAGCAGGAGGUUUCAGCAUGGGGAGAGGCUGUACCAUGAGUGCAAGAUUUUGUCUGAGAGAUUAAUGUUUGUUUGGCUAAACAGGCAGCCUAUAAUCUUGUUCCAGUCUGUAAUUCAAGCUAAAUGCACGUGCCAAAUGACAUCCUGCUGUUGCACAGGUCUGUAUGUUCACUGCAAGUGGUAAAUGCAAGCUCUUCAUAGAUUGACUGACAACAAGCUCUUAGAGCCAAGGUCCUGACUUGCCACUGCACUACUCUAGUAGGUCUCAGGAGAUUAAGCAUCGCGUAAAACUGGAGUAAUAUAUUGGUGAAGCUGGCACCUAAUUUGCUAAAAGCAUUCCAGUGCUCCCCAGUUUUGCAGGCUUGAUCAGGCACUCCCCCACACCCCACCUUUUUUCCCCCCCUUGAAAACCCCAAACAAACUUAAAACCAAACCAAAAAUACCAAACAAGUUAAUAUAAUUUGCUUACUAUCAGUUUGACAAGGUUCUCCACCUUGAUGUGAAAUACUUAAUUGAAGUCAUGGACACUUUUACAGUGACUUUCUCUACUGUUGACUUACUGGGGAGACAGAAUUGGCAGUAAAAUGAUCGAUUUUCAAAACCUAGACACCAUCAGAAAAGUCUUUGUUUAGUUCUGCAAAUAUCUACUCUGUGUGUGCCUCUCUGUGUGUGAAGACUAAGUAGUGUUAUAUAAUGUAGCUGUAGACGAAGAUGAUCCAUGAACAAUGUAAAAACCUAAACUCAUGUGGUCUUAAGUAUUGUGACCUUUUAAAAUUAAUAACCAAGCCAAGAUGAGACAAGGUAAAAGAUGUAUAUAAAGCAUUUUAUAACUGGGCAUGUGUUCCUGUGACUUGUUUCAUUAUAUUAGUAAAAACUUUGAAAGGUUUGAAGACAAAAGACAAAGACAAUCUAAUAUAGUCUGGAGAAUGUAAUGUAAAAUAAAACGCAGUUUAAAUUUUUAUUGAACAAUUAACUCUUCCAAUUUAAGUAGACUUUAAUAAUUUAGUAGAUUCAAACUGCUAAUUGCAUUCACAGGAUUUCCAAAUUUUAAUAGUGCUUAUUUCCAUACUACAUAUUAAUCUAGACUGGAAAAUAUAUAU
Messenger RNA from Dryobates pubescens (Downy woodpecker), 2425 nucleotides. RefSeq names its product family with sequence similarity 81 member A (gene FAM81A). The record is from RefSeq and is a predicted model, not a curated record. Bases 216 to 1364 code for a protein of 382 amino acids. The transcript has 9 exons. NCBI's taxonomy places the organism in Eukaryota, Metazoa, Chordata, Aves, Piciformes, Picidae.